GUUGAGACGAUCGGGGAUGCCUAUAUGGUUGUUGGAGGACUCUCCCGCAAGGGAGGUAACAGUCACUCCGCUCAAAUAGCUGACAUGUCACUUACUAUACUGAGUGCGGUUAUGACGUUCCGUCAAAGACAUCGACCUAACGAUGAGACUAGAGUGCGCAUAGGCCUUCACUCAGGAAUGUGCUGUGCAGGAGUUGUUGGGUUGACCAUGCCUCGAUAUUGCCUUUUUGGAGAUACUGUCAACACUGCAUCAAGAAUGGAAUCCAAUGGAGAAGCUAAAAGGAUCCACAUCAGUAGUGUGACAAAGGAAGCCCUGGAAACAUUUGGAGUUUAUCACAUCAACCUUAGGGGAGAUAUCCCUAUCAAGGGGAAAGGAUCAAUGACAACGUACUGGCUAAAUGGAAAAAUCGGAUUCAACCACCCACUUCCUAUCGUAGAGUAACAAAUGUUUAUGUAAAUCCCUAUCCCACACAAAGUACUUUCAAAAAUACCUAAUAAUAUCUGUGAAACCAUUUUGAACGGCAAACCACAACCAACCAGAGAGUUACAGAACUGAUAAGAAGUACCACAAUGCAGUCAUGCGUUAUGCAAAGCUGCAUAUAUUGCUGAGCGGCCAUCUCUUAAGAUAUGAGUAGGUAUUUUGUUUCAAAUCUUUCGCCAUGACAGUACGCAUCUUGUUUGGCAAAGUUCUCCUCAUCGUUCAUGACAAAAUUCUACUCCUCAUGAACUACCCAAUUGUUACAUUAUUACUGCAAUACCGAAGUUCUCGUGCCAAAUACGAGACCAUUCAAUGACAAUGCUCACCUUUGCCACUUAUGGAAGAAGCGAAGCCCAAUCUACUUUAUAAGGAGAUUUAAUCCAUGUGCCUUUUAGUUAUUCAGAUGACGUCGUCUGAGGAUUUCAGCACAUUUUUUUUUUACUCCUGUGACCUUGAAUGUGGGUCAAAUGCCAUUCCUUUGAACAAACUUAGCCGUCCGUCAUCCUAUAUCAAGCCAAUAUCGGUAGAUGUAUGUAGAGAAAGAAAUCUAACAUGUUGUAAUGUAUAUACAAUGUACCUGGUAAACAUAUCUAUAUAGUUGUCAUCUGAAAUUGUCAUUAUAGUGAAAAUAUAUUUGUAGCUUAAUGUCAAUAAAAUGUCAUUAACCUUA
Pecten maximus is the source of this 1147-nucleotide messenger RNA. Its product is annotated as atrial natriuretic peptide receptor 2-like. The record is from RefSeq and is a predicted model, not a curated record. The annotation marks the transcript as partial. The transcript is spliced from 4 exons. Lineage: Eukaryota; Metazoa; Mollusca; Bivalvia; Pectinida; Pectinidae. Gene Ontology annotation, molecular function: peptide receptor activity; guanylate cyclase activity. Gene Ontology annotation, biological process: cGMP biosynthetic process; receptor guanylyl cyclase signaling pathway; intracellular signal transduction.